AUGCCACUUGUAAACAACAAAGUGGGUGAUGAUGCCACAGCCGGCACAGAUAAGGCUUUAGCUGAUGGAAAGCUUCUGGUGGAUUCCUUGAUAAAGGUGGUGGCAUGUUACCAGCACCUGGCCUCAUGUGUUGGUGGGUGUACAGACAGCUUGGAGCUGCGGGAUGAGUUGAGACAAACACGGGAAAGGGCCCAAAAGUUGGCCAUGAGCUGCUGUCAGCAUCUGACAACACAUCUCCGCGAUAAGAGUCUGCCGGAGGCACAGCGGCGGGAGAUGGAGCUCCUAUGGGUGGCCUUCUCCUCCAGCAUGGAGCUCCUGCAUGCCGACAUGUGUAAAGUCUUCAACAUGGGGAACAUCUUCUCUCUGGCCAACACUACUCCCUUAGUGCAGACUGGUAUUCAAGGGGGAGGCAGUGAAGUGGCGGCGAGGGCGCUCAGUCUGCAGGACCUGAACCAGGCUCAGAAUCCGGUGAUCCCAGAAAGCCUGGAAACCCAGGAACUUAGCGCCAUGGAGCAGGAGAUCAGCCGCAUGGACGACAUGAUCAGUGACAUGGAAAUGAAGGUCAAUGUCCUGCGCUGGAUGGUGGAGCCCCACGGCCCGCAAACCGCCGACCCACUAAGCAGCACGGACAGCGCUUCUCUGGCUCUGCUCUCUGUAGAUGAGGAGCAACCCGGCCACCAGCCUCGAUGUCAACGCAGCCAGAUCUUUGUGGCAUUGUUGCUAUGUGUUGUAGUUUUAACAGCAGCAGUACUGUCUGUCUGUGUUGUCCUCUUCUCCUGA
Molecule: messenger RNA, 780 nt
Organism: Lampris incognitus (smalleye Pacific opah)
Lineage: Eukaryota; Metazoa; Chordata; Actinopteri; Lampriformes; Lampridae
Gene: rgs9bp
Product: regulator of G protein signaling 9 binding protein
Exons: 3
Coding region: 1-780 (259 amino acids)
Biological process (GO): G protein-coupled receptor signaling pathway
Cellular component (GO): neuron projection
Source: RefSeq, a predicted model, not a curated record